AACAAAUUUUAGUUCCACUUCCUUAGCAAAAAUAAAAAAAUUAAUUAAAAAAUAAAAUUUUAUUUAUUUAUUUAUUAGUAGUAUUAAAACUUUAAACACCUUCGUUCUUUGCUUACGGGACUUUGCUUUCUCUCUCUAAAAAACUUUCUAUGCAAAUUCUCUCUUUCUCUCUCUUCUAAAGCUUCAAACACAGAACAACCAGAAGAAGAAAAAGAACCUCACCGUCGUGAAAAGAUUUGAAAGGAAUAAAGUGUUGAAUAUUGAUGGAUGGUAAAAGAGCCAACGAUGGGGUGAUAGUCCCCAGAAAGGGGAUAGGAAGCAGUAUGUUAAAAGAUACUGUAAACACUCGAAAUGGUCAAGUAUGUAGCCGCCUUGGUUGCAGCAGCAAAGUCGGCUCUUCUAAAGGUUCUCAAAUUGGUUCGUCUGAAAAGGGUAAAUCUUUGCGGCCCUCAUUUCGAUUCUCAUCAAAUGGUAAGGAAACAAUUGGUAGCUCCUCUAGAACUUCCUCAGGGAGUAGUAACGUAGGAAAACCCCAUAGAAAGCCUCAGAAAACAUUAUCAUCUCAUUUAGAGAUAGAUUCAUCUGAAACUAGUAGCGUACAAGAUGACCCAGAAGUUUCAAAGCCCACACCUCCACCUGAAAAAAGUCAGAGGGGUCUUCAAGUUGAGGGUGAAACACGGGUUCAGGAAGUAGGGAGUUCUAGUGUAGCAUCUAAUACAAGAUCUAGGAGGAAUUUUCAUCCGAAACCUGGAUUACGUAGUCAAGAAAUUCAAAGCACGGGUCCAGGGACACGUGCUGGUACCAAUAGGUAUGGGUUAAGAAACCUCAAAUGCAACUCAGUCUCUGAUGUCGUCCCUGCCGGCUGUGCGCCAUCAGAUUCAAACCUUAGCAGAAGAAAUGAUUCUAUAAAAAAGAGAAAUUGUGAAGGGGAAAGUAGUUCUACAGCUAGAGGGAAAAAAAUUAGUGGGCCCUCAGGCGAAGGACGAAAUUCUGUUUCCCGAAAUGGCAUAUCUAUCUCUGAUUCAAGAAUAUCUAGAAAUGCCCCUAACAGGGAAAGGCCAGACAACAACACGGUGUCUGUUAGGACACGAAGAUCAAUUGGCGGUCAUGCUAGGGGGAGGCUUUCUGGUCAAGGAAAUACUAAUCCCGUGGCACCUAAUCAGCAGUCUCUUAUCAUGGUACCUUCAUUUUCUCAUUCUGGCAAUCGUAAUGCUCUUGGUGUACAAGAUCGUAGUUCUUCGGAGACUCCUUCAAGUCCAAGCUCUUACAGUGGAGCAGGUACUGGCAGCGAGGAGUUAUACGGUGUUAUAACUCCUACAGAAUAUAGUCUCACUCAUUCUCUAAUGAGUCGGGAUAGCUUUCGACGACGCUACAACAUGGAUGGUAUUGCAGAGGUAUUGUUGGCACUUGAGAGGAUUGAACAAGAUGUCGAGCUGACACACGAGCAAAUUCUUUUGCUGGAGUCCAACUUGUUCCUUACUGGAUUAAACUUCUACGAUCAGCAUAGAGACAUGCGACUGGAUAUUGACAAUAUGUCAUACGAGGAACUACUUGCUCUGGAAGACAGGAUGGGGACUGUGAGCACAGCUGUAACAGAGGAAGCUCUUUCGGAAUGCCUAAAGAGAAGUUCCUAUCAAUACUCUGACAGUGCAUCUAAAGAUGAUAUCAAAUGCAGCAUCUGCCAGGAGGAAUAUACGUUGGAGGAAGAAGUCGGGAGUCUGCAAUGUGAGCACAAGUAUCACAUGGCUUGCAUACAGCAAUGGCUGCGGCUGAAGAACUGGUGCCCUAUUUGCAAAGCAUCGGUGACACCGUCAAGUUCACCGUCGUCCCACUAGUUACUGUUAGGCCAGACAAUGGAGAUUGAUUUCUUUCUACCUAAGUCUUCUUUCUUUUCAUUUUGAUUACCACUUGUACAAAAUGCAGUUUCUCUUGACCUCUUGUUAUUGGUCUUUUGUACAUAACCAAUAUCUUCAUACCAUUUAUCAAAUAAUAAUACAAGCCACCGGCUUGCUAGACUGAAACAUCUUGUUAAGCUGAUGGUGCAAUAAUUCAAUCGUAUGUCCUUAGCUA
This is a messenger RNA of Lathyrus oleraceus (garden pea), 2070 nucleotides long. Its product is annotated as probable E3 ubiquitin-protein ligase RHG1A. Gene Ontology annotation, molecular function: ubiquitin protein ligase activity. The coding region runs from base 264 to 1835 and encodes 523 amino acids. Lineage: Eukaryota; Viridiplantae; Streptophyta; Magnoliopsida; Fabales; Fabaceae. The transcript is spliced from 6 exons. The record is from RefSeq and is a predicted model, not a curated record.